AUGGUUAAUGGAAGUUCGGCGGCAGCUACGAAGGCGGUUCGUUUGCAUAGGUCCGGCCUAAGCAUGGCGCCAUUCUGCUCGAUUUACGUGUGGAUGUGUGCCCUGCUCAGAGUGAUGGUGGAAUCAGCCAGCGCCGGCAACCCUCAUAUCAUAUACGCCGGAAUUUCCUACACCUACAAGCCUGACGUCGUGAUGCUGCUUCAUUCCCAGCCGCGAGUAAACGCGAAAGGGGCUUCGAUCGCUGACUUUCACAGCCUGUCUCAGUUUUCCAACAGCUUGAGCUGCUUUUGGUAG
This is a messenger RNA of Soboliphyme baturini, 294 nucleotides long. The record is from the annotation of a GenBank genome assembly. NCBI's taxonomy places the organism in Eukaryota, Metazoa, Nematoda, Enoplea, Dioctophymatida, Soboliphymatidae.